Messenger RNA from Macadamia integrifolia, 4773 nucleotides. RefSeq names its product NAC domain-containing protein 83-like. Gene Ontology annotation, molecular function: DNA binding. The record is from RefSeq and is a predicted model, not a curated record. Lineage: Eukaryota; Viridiplantae; Streptophyta; Magnoliopsida; Proteales; Proteaceae. The transcript has 8 exons. The coding region runs from base 193 to 1020 and encodes 275 amino acids. Gene Ontology annotation, biological process: regulation of DNA-templated transcription.
GUCAUCAGCUCCUUCGCGGACUCCUUACGCACCAGCUCAUUUGAAAAAGUAGAGAGUAGCAAUGGAGAGUGAGUGAAGAAAGCAAGUGUUCUAAAGCGGAUCGACAGGGAAGUGUAGAGGGAGGAGUAAAGGGACUCUUUGAUCUGCUUUUUAAGUUCUGGGCCUUGAUUCAUAUUUUUGAACUGGGUGACCAUGUGUCCUUCAGCACCUGUUCCUUCGCUUGUUAAUAUUGAAUUCCAUUUCACUGAUGAAGAGCUUGUAGAACAUUUGGAAAGAAUGGUCCGUGGGGCUCCUCUUCCAGAAAAUGUGAUUACAGAUGUGAACCCUUACAAUGUUUCGCCCUGGAAUUUGCAUGAUGAAAUCUGGUACUUCUUCAAUUCGGAGGCCCCUAAAGCUACACCUGCUGGAUAUUGGAAAGCUACAGGGGAGGGACGUAAAAUACCAAAAAAUGAUACAACUAUUGGUUGCAGAACUACUUUGGAAUUUUAUGAAGGCAGAACUCCUUGUGGAACUAAAACUGAUUGGAUGAUGUAUGAAUACAAGUUAUAUCAGGAGGGACACUCUGAAAAGAAUGAGGCGCAGGAUUCCAGCUCACUGUGUAGGGUCUUUCUCAAUAGCAUCCGAAGUCCAAACCAUGAAGAGCACCAGAACCGUACUCGGGCAGAUGAUGCUAAGGGAGAUUAUAAUCAACCAAUGCCACCAAUCAGGGUGAACGAAUAUGGCUUGAGUAGGUCUCAGGUGAAUUAUGAUAUUGAUGAGAAUGAACCGACAGCUGUGUCUCUGCUGGUGCCAGAACAAAGGCCUGAUAAUCCAAUUCAGGACCUGGAUGAAAGCUAUGAUUUCUCAGGAGGAGACUUCUUGGAAUUACUUGAUCUUGUUGAUCCUAAAUCUCCUUCCAGUAGUGAAAAUUCAAGUUGCUUGACCUUGUCAUCGGAAGAAUACUUUGAUUCUUUGGCCUUGCUGCGGGAUAUCGAGGCUGAAAGUACACAGAAAAAACCAGACAAAUCAAUGCAAAGUUAAGUCACUAGUGACUUAACUCCUAGUAGGACAAUUGGAAAUAGUGUAAAUAGAACAGCACUUUUAGCAAAAAAUAAGUAAAACAGUAGGUAAACAACAGGGUCUAACAAUCCCUACAACCUCAACAAUAGUGAACAAAAUUCCUAGUAUGAUUUCAGCCAAAGAAAGAAUCAACAGCAGCCAAAUAUGGCCUAUUGCAGAGCAUGAACUAGAGUUAAAAAAUCCAGAAAGCAAGAAGCUUCAGAAGAAACAGUAAAAACACUUGGAUGGGCCUCAUUUUCCCAUUUAGUGGGGGUCUAGAAGGGUUGAAUAAAUCCUCCAAAUCUCAGUCUAAAACAAUGGCUAGAUGCUGAGAUAUUUGAAGGUCUCUUAAUCAAAGAGUGGCAUCAACAUUUUGCUCCACAUUCUCCUCAACAACUGAAUCACAUUUGUUUUUCCCAACAGUUUGUCCACAGUCUCCUCAGUAAUUGAAUCACAGUUGUAAAUCCCAACAGUUUGCUGAAUAUCCCUUAUUAUAUAGGGAGUACCAUUCCACUUACUUAUUCUCAAUCUUAUCGGAUUGAAAACCAGAUCCGACUUCAAAAUCUUGGCCUACAUUUCAAUCAGGUUGCUAAACAAGCAACCUCCCAAAAGUUUGCUGAAUAUCCCAUAUUAUAGGGAAUACCAAUCCAGUUCCUUAUUCUUAAUCCUAUCGGAUUGAAAACCAAGUCCGACUUCAAAAUCUUGACCUGCAUUUCAAUCAGGUCGCCAAACUGUUGAAGGUCUCUUAAUCAAAGAGUGCCAUCUCCACAAUCUCCUCAACAACUGAAUCACAGUUGUAAAUCCCAACAGUUUGCUGAAUAUCCCUUAUUAUAUAGGGAAUACCAAUCCAGUUCCUUAUUCUCAAUCUUAUCGGAUUGAAAACCAAGUCAGACUUCAAAAUCUUGACCUGCAUUUCAAUCAGGUCACUUAAACUGUUGAAGGUCUCUUAAUCAAAGAGUGCCAUCAACAUUUUGCUCCACAUUCUCCUCAAAAACUGAAUCACAGUUGCAAAUCCCAACAGUUUUCUGAAUAUCCCUUAUUAUAGGGAAUACCAAUCCAGUUACUUAUUCUCAAUCUUAUCGGAUUGAAAACCAAAUCCGACUUCAAAAUCUUGCCCUUCAUUCCAAUCGGGUUGCUAAACAAGAACCAGAUUUUCGUCAUAUGGAUAAAAUCCCAUCCGAAGAACUUUCUUUAAAGAUUUAUCUAAAAUAGAAAAAUCCUUUUUAGAAUUCUUAAGGGAACCAAACAAAUCUUGUUAGAUCUGUCAUAGCUGAAGUAAAAAAUCUACCUCUAGUAUAUUUCCCUCAUGCAGGAGAUUUCUUAAUCCUAGAAACAGAUGCAAGUAAUGAGCAUUGAGGGGAAGUACUGCAGUAUUAAAAGCUAAACCCCCAAAAAAUAAAGUCUUAGAAGCAGUCUGGAUAUUACUCUGAAGAUCUCAGCAAUAGAAAGGAAGGACCAGAUUUGGUGACUAAUUGCCACAGGGAUGAAGGGCCAGUGGAUGGCCCUUAAAUUAAUAUUGAAUAGCAGGGCUGGGAUGUUCAUGUGAAAAGUGUUUUGGCCUUCUAGACGUCACAUCCACAAGGAAGCUUUCAGCCAAGAUCCCACUGCUGGGUCUCAUGAGAUCUGAUAUGGAUCCUCCAUCUAAAUCUGAUCGAUGGCUAAUCUCUCUCCUACACAGCUGCUGCUCAAGAUCCUCUUAAUAAGCUGCUCUAUAUGGAUGAGAGGAGCAAACAUGGGCUGCUUGAUAGCUUAAAUUAGGGCCAUCUCUGAACCAGAUUUGGAGCCCCAAUCGAGGACUUGGUCUACAUCACAAAUUCUACAUUCUGUGCCUCUACAUCUCACAGACCCAAACAGAUGGUUCUCAAGCCAACAUCUUCUGGUUCAGCAGUACAGCAGCAUGUCCUUGAGAGCAAGAUGCAAAAAACAUGUUGCAGUUCAAGGUCCCUCUACAAACUUAGCAAAUUCCUUGGCAUCAUCAAAUGGUCUUCCAGCGUAUUCAGAUGGAAAAAGAGAGGUUGUUGGUUGGAUGACAAAGCUUAGGAAGAAAUAUUGGUGCUUCAUUCCAUUCUAGCUAUCUUAUGUGUGACUUUUUAUAUAUAUAUAUAUAUACAUAUGUACAUGCUGUAUGUUUUAUAAAAGUGUGUAGGUCACAUUGUUUAGGCUUCCUUUUGCUUGAUUUGGAAUGACUUGAAGUUAACGACGUAGUCAUGUUAGGUAAAAUAUUGUUAUCAUUGGCUAAUAUGAUUGUAUUGCCUACUUAAAUUCCUUACCAUGUUUAGUAAUCAUACUUUUCAGGUGUAAUUUUUAUUCUACUUUUCAAGUCCAAGGAUUUAGAUGCAAGGUAAAGUAAAAUUUAAUAACCAAAUUUGGAAUGAUUUGAAAUUAGUAACGCAGUCGGGUUAGGUAAUGAUUACAAAAGUUUCUGUUUUAAGUUUGAAAAUUUUCACUUCCUUACCCUUUAUUUCUCUUGCAACCAGACAAAUUGGAUAACGAAAAGAAAGUAAAUAUGAGCAUUUUAUUAUAUGUACUCUUUUUAGAGAAAAUCUUAUUGAAAAGGAGAAUGAGUACAAGCAAUGGCUUCAGCAAUAUAGAGAUCAUGAAGCCAAGAAGAGGAGAGUGGCCAUUCUAUCAUAAUCGUGGAUGACAGGGCCUUUCAAGCCAGGGUAUCCGCUAUCUUGUUGAUACACCGUGGAAUGAAGUGGAAAGAGAUGUGAGUAAAGGAAGACAUUUAGUGCUUGAUAUCUUGUAAGGCCGCUGCUUCCGACAGAGGAGGAGCUCGAGGGUUCUCAUCUGUAAGAUUGGAGAUGGAAAGAUUCAUAGGAGGCACGACCCUGCUGGAAUUCAUUGAAGGCGUGUUCUGCUCGUGCGGGCUUCAAUUUCAAGGGAGCUUCCAUGAAUCAAGCCCUCGAAGGCAUUGUUUGGCUGAAAGACCAGCUCAAGAUCCCCAAAGCCAUGCACUACUCCUUGCCAGUGGCGAGCGUGUGUGUCCAAUCCUCUGCAUUGCUGUGAUGAUAACACAGCCAUGCUGGCUGUUUGUGCGGUGGGGAUGAUCCAUACCAUGUCCUUGAUUCACGACGACCUCCCUGUAUGGACGAUGAUGAUCUCCGUCGGGGGUAGCCCACCAAUCACCUAGUCUUUGGCAAGGAUGCGACUGUCCUUGCUGGUGAUGCUUUGCUGGCCUUCCCAUUCGAGCACAUCGCCACUGCAACUGUAGGGGUUACGCCAGCGAGGGUCGUCUGUGUCGUCGGUGAAUUGGCUAAGGUGACUGGGGGGGUGCGGCGGGCUAGUCUUAAGGCAGGUGGUGGAUAUUGGUUCGGCAGGGCUUUCUGAUGUUGGAUUGGAGUAGCUUGAAGUUCAUCCACAUCCACAAGACUGCUUCCUUGCUUGAAGGAUCAGUGGUUCUUGGAGCGAUUAUGGGUGGUGGAUCUGAUGAGCAAGUUGAGAAGCUGAGGAAAUUUGCGAGGUCUAUCAGGUUGCUGUUUCAGGUGGUGGAUUCCUUCAUGUCACCAAAUCUUCGGAGUCGGGGAAGACGGCCGGCAAGGAUUUGGUGGCUGAAAAGGUCACUUAUCCAAAUUUCCAUUGAUUUUUCCUCUUGUACUUAAAAACAUCUUCAUCUGAAGUUCUUGGCAAACUCCAGCGGAUUUGUAGUGGUGUUGUGGAGCUCCCUUUACACUUUGAAACUGAACAAAGAGUUCCACAUAAUUGCUCUAGUUUAACUUGUUCCAAUUGCAACCA